Messenger RNA from Zingiber officinale, 1898 nucleotides. Its product is annotated as mitochondrial carrier protein CoAc1-like. The transcript is spliced from 6 exons. Gene Ontology annotation, biological process: transmembrane transport. Lineage: Eukaryota; Viridiplantae; Streptophyta; Magnoliopsida; Zingiberales; Zingiberaceae. The record is from RefSeq and is a predicted model, not a curated record. Bases 470 to 1618 code for a protein of 382 amino acids.
UAGUCCCUACUCCUUACUGAUUCGCGUCCCGUGACUUGAUUCGGUAAGAAGGUGCCAGACGCGAUUCAAAGCGAAGGGAAGGAGAAGCCGCUCCCAAUUCCGUGUCCUUCACUUCGCUUCCGAUCCCUUCUUCCUGUUGUUCGAUGUGAAUCGGAGAGAUUGAGCAUGAUCCAUGGGUUGAUCGAUUGCUGGAUUGCCCAAAGUACUUUUGCGUUUCGAUUCCCAAAUCUCCUUCUGUGUUUAUGAAUCUUCUCCUCGCCUUGAUCGAUUCGGAUGCGAAGGAACCUUAUCAGUUUCUCAUCGUUCGCGCUUUAUUCUGCCUCCCUUUCCAUCGGAAAGAUUUCUUCUUCUGCCUCCCCAGAGAUCGAUGGGAUAAGGAGUUCGCGAAAUUGCAGGCGGGGUAACUAGAUAUUCGACCUAUUUUGGAUAUUACUACUAGAUAUUUUUUUGAUUGGUUUGGAUCGGAGAGAUGGAUACAUCCCAAGAGUCGACGAUCAGCUCCGCCACAGCGGCGGCGGAAGUUGAGUUCUCUGUGGUGGACGAGUUGCCGGUAUAUGUUAAGGAGUUAAUCGCCGGAGGGGCUGCUGGGGCUUUCGCCAAGACAGCGGUGGCACCGCUUGAACGGCUCAAAAUACUGAUGCAGACCAGAACUGAAGGGUUUAAAUCUCUGGGGAUUCUAGAAUCUUUGAGGCAGUUGAAACAACAUGAGGGUUUUCUGGGAUUUUACAAGGGCAAUGGUGCUAGUGUUCUCCGGAUCAUUCCUUAUGCAGCACUGCACUACAUGACAUACGAGCAGUAUCGCUGCUGGAUAUUGAACAACUACUCUUCAUUGGUUUCAGGACCAUUUGUGGAUCUUUUGGCUGGUUCUGCUUCUGGUGGUACUGCUGUUUUAUGUACCUACCCUUUAGAUUUAGCUCGUACAAAGCUUGCUUAUCAGGUAAACAACCCAGGGAAACUUGGAAACGAAGCAAGAAUGUUUAAUCCAAAGACUUCUUAUACUGGUAUUGUGGAUGUGUUUAAGAAGGUCUACAUGGAAGGUGGGAUGCGUUCUCUAUUUCGAGGAGUAGGUCCUACUCUUGUUGGUAUCAUUCCUUAUGCUGGUCUGAAGUUUUACAUUUAUGAAGAUCUAAAGAGUCGUGUUCCUGAACAGUAUGAGAAGUCUGUGGUUCUACGCCUGUCAUGCGGGGCUUUAGCUGGUUUAUUUGGACAGACUCUCACCUAUCCGCUUGAUGUCAUUAGGAGACAAAUGCAGGCAUUAUAUCUCACCUGUUUGCCUUGUAUAUUCUUUUGCUCGAUUUGCUGUUUCUUGGUAUCAUAUGCUUAUUGUUAUUAUAAUAAUAUGAAGGUUGGGGUCUCUGAUCAGUAUUUUUUAUGUUUCAAGGUCCAAACUCAACAACUAAAUCAUUUAGGUGGUCCAUGCAUCAAUGGCACAUUGCAAGGGUUUUCUUACAUUCUCCAGACUCAAGGAUGGAGACAACUUUUUGCUGGACUAAGCCUUAACUACAUCAAGGUCGUUCCUUCUGUGGCAAUAGGUUUCACUGCAUAUGACUCGAUGAAGACUUUGCUAAGAGUACCCCCUCGGGAAAAACCAUCUUCAGCAUCUGCUGCUUCUACCUGAAGGAUUUCUACAGCAGGGAUCCUGAGUGUAAUGCUACUCGAGCAUCAAAGGGUAGAAUGUUUUGAAAAAAAUUAAUGAUUUGUAAAGUGUUAUUAGCAUCUCAUUAAUGGAAUAUUUGACUAUCCAGCACAAACUACCAUUCAUUCAUUGAGUUGGAGUCACAGCUGAAUGAUUAUAUUGUAUGAUAUUUCUAUCUUUCAGUAUCAGUUCAACAGUACGAGUUCACCGAUAUGACAUUCAGCAAGAGAUCUAGAUAACAGAAAUUGUGAUUAUUGAAUUA